UGAUCAGUUGCCUACUGUACAUGCCUCCAUCAGGAUUGACACUCCAGCCAACUGAGCCACACUGGCCAGGGCUCAUAUAUAGUUUUUAUUGUACCAUUUGAAAAUAAGUUUCAGGCAUUGUGACACUUCAUUAGCAUUAUCUGCUAAGAUCAUUUUCUAUGUAACCAUAAUACCAUUAUCAUAUCUUGAAUUACUUUCUUCAGUUAGUUUUAUUGUCUUCUUAGGUCUCUUUUGCUGUUUCUUCUUCAUCUUCCUGAUCUCUAAACAGUGGUGUAUCCACAGCUCCAUCAUUGGACCUCUUCUCUUCUCUCUACACACGUACAUGGUAGGUCAUUCCAUAACUCCAAGGCUCUAAAUACUAUUUAUAUUCUCGUGACUACCACUUUCUCUCUCUCGACCCAAUCUGUCCUCUGAACUCGAGACUCCUAUAUUCAAUUGCUUCAUGGUCUUUGUUACAAAACAUUUGCAUACAUUAAUUUGAGCCUCACAACAGUGGCAGGGUGACUAUAGUAUCUGCAUUUUAUAAGUGAUAGAGGGGUUUAGAGAUAGUAAAUGACUUGCCCAAAGUCACGUGAAGCUUAGCUUUUCUGACUCCUACAUAGUACACAUUGUGCCACCGUGAGGUGUGACCAGCAGGGAGUGGCAGGCAUAUUUGUUGAAUGGGUGAUGAUCCAGAUUAUGGUAGGUAUUCAGUAAAUGUCAAGUUAUACUAGUGAAAAUUAACGAUGUCACCCUGCCUAGAGGUCUCUAGUUUCCUUUUUCCCGUCACCUCCCCUCGGGGCUCCCCUCAGAGACCCUCUUUCCAAUGAACUCCGUCACCUUUAGUCAAGACUCACAAAGAGCGGAAUCCACGUCUCCUCAGGCAGGUGCUCAGAUGAGGGCUUAAGAAGGAAGGGUCCUCUUUUGAGAUACAGCUCAAGAGACCUAACAGUUUCGCCCUCCCACCUCAGGCCUUCCUCGGGUCCUGGAGUGGCGAGGCUGUACUGCCCCUCUUCCCCGCCCCCAUGUGGCAGGACUGCACUUGUUCUGGAGUAGAGACCUGUGAGCCUCUGCUCUCAGGUUCUGCUGGCUUUGGCCCCGGCAAUCAUCACACUAGCGCCCCCUCCCCUCUCUCCUCUCUUCGCCCCGCCCCUGUCUCCGGCUCCGCCCACAGCCCUGGACACAGGGUAAACAGCCCAGAGCCUCUGCUCAAAGGGAAACAAGAGAGACAGCCUGUGUUCCCAUGGCUAUGGCCAGCACCUUCAUACCCGGGCUGAACCCUCAGAAUCCUCAUUAUAUCCCCGGGUAAGACUUCUACCCAGAGCACAGCCCUGCGUGCUUCCGGGAAGCGGGGUUUAGGGAUAUAGGAGUUGUGCACCUAGACCUUGGGGGCCAAGUGGACACACCUGUACAGCAGGCCCAGGGCUGGGAUAUCUAUGGUGUUGGAUAGAAAAUGAAAAGCAAGGAAUAGUAGCUGGGCCGGCCACAAAGCUCUGUGUUGUCUUUUCCAUGGUAACAGGGUAGCAGCAGAGGGAAAUGGCUGCUCCAAAUAUACAACCAGCCGAGUCCAGAAAAGAUCAGGGCUUCAGAGCUCUCUGCUUCUGUCCCUGGGGAGGGUGGGCAGGGGGAAUCUAGAGCUGAGUGGGUGAGUCCUGUGCUACAGGUACACUGGACACUGCCCACUGCUUCGGUUCAGCAUGGGCCAGACCUAUGGGCAGAUGACCGGUCAGCUACUCCGGGGAGCUCCUGGCAUAGCCUGGCCCCCUGCCCAUCGCAUACUUCUGCCUCCCAUUCGGCCUCCAAGAUCUCCCGAGGUUCCUCGUGGAAGCCUGCCUGUCGGGCGUGGGCACAAAAGGCUCAGUUCCAGCAUGAUCCCUGGGUACACAGGUUUUAUCCCCCAGGCACAGUUCAUCUUUGCCAAGAACUGCAGCCAGGUCUGGGCUGAGGCUCUGAAUGAUUUUACUCAGUGGCACGGAGAACAAGGGAGACAGGAGCUGUCAAAGCAGGUCAAGGGAGAAGAUGUGGAGGAAGACCAAGAAUCAGAGCCAAAGCCGAAGCCAGAGCUGGAGGCGCAGGGGGCAGAGCUGGGGCAGGAGGCAGGACAAGCUUCCCCCUAUUCCAUGGAUGACGGAGAUCCUCACAAGUUCUUCAUGUCAGCUUUCCUGUGCUCACCAACCAGGCGCUGCAGGAAUUUGGACAGAUGUGCUCACAGGGCAAACCCCAGAAGGAUCUCAAACAUCUCCCCCCACUUUCAAGGACCUACCCUCAGAACCUGGGUCUUUUGCCUAACUAUGGGGGCUAUGUGCCAGGAUAUAAGUUCCAGUUUGGCCGCACAUAUGGGCAUCUCACCCACGAUGCUCUGGGCCUCAGCACCAUCCAGAAGCAGCUUGUGGCAUAGGUACCUGGACUUCAAAUUCUUUCGUCCCUUUUCAUGUAUCCCAGCCAUGCUUUUGGAAGAGAGAGAGAUGGGCUGGAGGGUAGGGGGAGGCACAAAGAGAAUGGUUUGGAGGCCAAGCACCUUUUUUAUUAAUAGGUGUAAUAAAUAAAUAAAUAAAUACAUAAACAGAA
This is a messenger RNA of Myotis brandtii (Brandt's bat), 2547 nucleotides long. RefSeq names its product family with sequence similarity 166, member B (gene CIMIP2B). The transcript is spliced from 5 exons. The record is from RefSeq and is a predicted model, not a curated record. The coding region runs from base 1677 to 2525 and encodes 282 amino acids. Lineage: Eukaryota; Metazoa; Chordata; Mammalia; Chiroptera; Vespertilionidae.